Molecule: messenger RNA, 587 nt
Organism: Helianthus annuus (common sunflower)
Lineage: Eukaryota; Viridiplantae; Streptophyta; Magnoliopsida; Asterales; Asteraceae
Exons: 1
Coding region: 45-497 (150 amino acids)
Source: RefSeq, a predicted model, not a curated record
UCACUCACUCACUUACCUAUCCAAUCCAAACCAACCCCUUCAAAAUGGAAGAAACCACAUGGGAACAAAGACACAAUGCUCUAACUCACAUCCUAACCCACCCAACAACCACCCCAUCUCUCCACUCUCAACUCUUCAUCUCAACCCAAAUCCCCUGCUGCUACCACAACUGGGAAUACCCUCCAAUGUUCUGCCCCAAACACCACCAACUCCAAUGGGCUAUUGGGCUUUUCCUCAAAAGGGCAGGUGGUGGGCUUAACCAAGGCUCUUGGAGGUCAAAGUGCCCCUAUCAACUACCACCACCAGUGGUGCUUGCUAAGGGUGUAGAACCACCCAAAUGGGGUGAUGAAGAUAAGAGAGAGUAUGUGAAGAAAAGGCUUAGAAGGAAGAAGCUAGGGAAUGAUAUCAACCCUUGGAUUCCUAUCUUGUUGCCUAAUCUUAUCUUGAUGUCUUUUUUGUUAUGGGAUCCUUUUCAAGAUGACCCAAAAAUUCUCUAAUAAGGGUUAUUUUAUAUUUUUAUUGUAUGUGUUUAUUUUAUACUUCAUCGAAAAAAAUAAUAAAGUAGUUUAGUCAUUUGUUCUUUGACA